Messenger RNA from Talaromyces proteolyticus, 2325 nucleotides. RefSeq names its product putative C6 finger domain protein. Lineage: Eukaryota; Fungi; Ascomycota; Eurotiomycetes; Eurotiales; Trichocomaceae. Gene Ontology annotation, biological process: regulation of DNA-templated transcription. The record is from RefSeq and is a predicted model, not a curated record. The transcript has 4 exons. Gene Ontology annotation, molecular function: zinc ion binding; DNA-binding transcription factor activity, RNA polymerase II-specific. Bases 1 to 2325 code for a protein of 774 amino acids.
AUGUCCAACCUCAACAUCACCAAUGAUGGCCUGGUAGACCUCGAUUAUGACCCGAGACAGUACCUCCAGGCCCAAGGGUGGCAGUUGCCCGUCGACCAGAACGCGAAUGCCCACGUCCACGCCCAUACUCAUCGAUCAGAUGGCGCGCGAGACAUUUCGCCUCUCCAAACUAGCAGUCACACCUUUGACCAGACUUUGCCAGCAGAUGCGAACCUGAUCUCCGACUGGCCGGCCUUCCAACAACCCCUCCACGGCCAUCUUCAGUAUUCCCAGGUCGAGACAACUGCUCCUCAGUUUGCAUCCAGCUUCGGCGUUUCGUUGCACACAUCGCCUGUCGACUUGCUCCCAGUCUCACAAGCACCUUUGGACACAAGAGGCCUACUCGAUGGUCAAUACCUCGCCAUGUCGGCCCCUGUCGACGUCAUGCCAUUCACCUACCCUGAUUUCCAGGAGCUCAUGACCUUUCCCAAUGGCCUGCCUGAGAUGACAUCGUACGGAGCUCCGCCAGCUGUCCCAGAGAGCAGUUCUCCCACAGACACCUAUCUCGAGGUGCGAUCCUUGACGAGUUCAAGCAGUGACAAUGGGUGGGCGACAGUCGAUCACCGCCAGAUCGAUCACUUCCCAGAACAGGGCAUCUUCAUCAACCCGACCCAGACGCUACACGACCGAACCUUGUCUGAGUCGUCGUAUUCGGAUUUCGAGCCUAAUCGAGCUUCAUGGAGUGGUAGCUGGGUGGAUGUUCAGCACCCAAUCAAUUCCCCAGGCUCCGACUCUAACCUCGAGUCUGUGUACAACCCAUCGGCUGGCCGAAGAAUCUCCCUUGAUCACGCCUCGCAUGGAUCUGUUUCGCCAACUGCUGUUAGCCCAAUUGCCAUUGUGCGGCCAAUUCCAGUUCCCUCCAAGAAAUCUUCCUCCCCCACACACUCACUGGGUUCACAGUCGUCCCCCUCCUCUUCUACUUCUCCUCCUGCUAGGAAAAACUCUCGCAAAAGUCCGAUUGCUGCGAAAACUGCCGAAACCAAGGUACGAAAACAAUCACAGGCCGGAAAACCAGAGAAUGUCGAGAAGCGUAUUGGAAAGCGAAAGGGUCCUCUCAAACCAGACCAAAGGAAGCAGGCUAGUGAAAUCCGAAAGUUGCGCGCUUGUUUACGGUGCAAAUUUCUUAAGAAGACUUGCGACAAGGGCGAACCUUGUGCUGGCUGCCAACCUUCCCAUGCUCGAUUGUGGCAGGUGCCUUGUACUCGAAUUGAUAUCAAGGAGAUUGGGUAUUUUAUGAAGGACUGGAAGGCAGAUUAUGAGCGUCACAUCACAAUGGGUUUCUCUGUCGGAAAUAUCAAAGGGUUCUCUGAACACGAACGAACACUCUUUGUCACUCAUGGCUAUGGUCAAAUCAUGCCCAUCAAUGCCCGUGAGGUUUAUGUCCGGGAUGAAGAAUGCUUCAACAUGGACUGGGUAGAAGAUGUCGAGCGCGAUUUGAGCCAAUUUGAGGUGUCGACCAUGAAACUGUCUGCUGGCAUUGAAGGUAUCUCACCAGCGAUGUUAUCCGACUACCUCGAUCGUCAUAUCGAUGGUAAUGGAAGCUUCGAGAAGUUUGUUGAUGACUACUUCGAUGGCACUCCCUUCCUUACUGAGUUGUUGAAGACUGCAUUCCGGUACUACUUCCGAACCAAGCUACCGGUUAUCCGCAAGGCUCUGAAGCUUAUUCUCGCCUACAAUCUCACUCUUCAUGUUACCAUGGUGGAAGGCAUUGGUGAGGAAGAGGGCUUCCUCGGUAAGAUUGAAGGCGAGAGCUCGAAAUUCCGGGGGAAAAUAAUGGCUCCAGUUAUGAUCAACUUCCAGAUCAAAUGCGCCAUGGCUGCUAUGUGGCGUGAACUGCAAAAGGACGUUUUGGAGGAGCUCUCUGCUCUUUACUCGAGCGUGUACAGUGGUGAAAAGUUGAAGAAUUGGCCAACCAUUUUCCUCCUCGCGUCCAUUUUACUAGCUGUCUGGGAGGAAAUGCAAUUCGAUUGCUACUACCGCGUUCCGGACGCCGCCGCUGUGGAGAAAUUCUGUUAUGACAUGGAAUCUACUCCUGUUGGUGUGAUUGUCGGUCUUUUCCAGGCCAUUUCGCAGAAACUCCCUUCAUUCGCAGACUGGGAAACAGGCAAACACCACCAUCUGCUGAACUCGAACCCUGAUGUGUGUCAAACCAUGACCGAGGUUCGACAUCAUGUCACGCGCCACGAUACCUACCUCCGUACCCGGUCUAGCUCAAAGUUCAACCGGCAUGACUUUGACUGCCUGUCGAACAAGUUCCUCUCUCGACUAGCUAUUCGUGCGAAUUGA